AUGAAUAAGUGUGUAGUUGCUAUUAUUGGAACUACUGGAGUGGGAAAAUCUGAUUUGGGGGUUCAGUUAGCUAAAGCGUUUAACGGAGAAGUUAUUAAUGGGGAUUCUAUGCAGGUAUACAAAGGAUUAGAUAUUAUCACCAACAAAAUAACUGUUGAAGAACGGGACGGAGUUCCGCAUCAUCUCAUGGAUUUUCUGGAGCCGCAUCAAGAAUACCGAGUAACUGAAUUUACUAAAGAUGCUUUACGACUUAUCGAUGAGAUACAUUCUCGAAAUCAUCUACCAAUAAUCGUCGGAGGCACUCACUACUACAUACAAUCACUACUAUGGAAAAAUUCACUUGUCAGCGAGACGGCAUCACCAUCUUCAUCUAGCGACGAUUCUGAUGACGACUGUUAUAACGAGAAUAGUAGAAAUAAUGAUGGUGAUGAUGAUAAGAUACUUAAUGCUGACACGAGUAUCUUGUACAAGCGUUUACAAGAAGUUGAUCCAGUGAUGGCGAAUAGAUGGCACUGGAAUGAUAGACGAAAAAUUCGUAGAAGUUUACAGAUUUAUUUGAGAACUGGUAAACGACAUAGUGAGUGGAUCGAUGAACAACAUCAGCCUGAAGAAAAAGCUAACUCGCCUCGAUUUCCGCGAAUGUGUAUAUUCUGGCUAUAUGCUGAUCCUGAAUAUCUUAAACCUCGACUGGACGCAAGAGUCGAUAAAAUGAUAGAGAAAGGCCUAUUUGAUGAAAUACGAUAUCUGAGAAAUCAAUUAAAAUUGGGACAACAAAAUACUCCGACCGGAGAUCCUAUCGAUUACACACGUGGAAUAUGGCAAGCUAUCGGCUACAAAGAAUUUGAUCCGUAUUUAUCGUCGUUGGAGCGUGUUAGCGACUCUCUAGGAGACAUUACACCUACUCAACAAGACGAAAUCUUGAAGCAAUCAUGUACAAAUACAAUGAAAGCUGUAACUCGUCGUUACGCAAGACGACAAGUGCGUUGGAUACGUAAUAAGUUCUUGCUAAAGUUACAACAGCAGCAGCUCCCAUCGCCUUCCCCUCAAUCUCCAUCAGAAGAUGCAAAUAUCGCGAAAUUGUAUUUAUUGGAUGCAACUUCAUUGGACACUUGGAUUGAAAAUGUCUGUAAUGUCGCAAUAAAUAUCACAAAAGAGUUCAUGAACUCUGGUACAGGACCCGAUCCUACGCAAUUAAAUUCAAUGGCUGCAGAAAUAUUAUCACAACCAAUCCAGAAAAUGGACAAUUCACAAAGCAUCCACACCUGGAAAAAAUACCAAUGCGAAAUCUGCACAAAAUUCGCAAAUAUCUCCGGUCCUAAUAAACCCCUUCAAGAUGAUAAAACUGAUCAGCAACAAGGAGGUAAUAAUAAUGAAACAUUAUCAUUUUCAGGCACAAGCGAUUCUUGUGAUAAUCGGCUAAAAUCACAAGCUUCACACUCACCACCGCCGUUAUCAUCUCCGAAUUUACCCGUCACAACACUCAUCACACUUAACGGACCAACUGAAUGGAAACAACACUUGAAAAGUAAAUGGCACAAGAGUAAUGUGAGGUUACUAAAAGAAAUGAAUGAGAAAUGGGGUGGGGAAUUGCCACCUUGGUUUCACAAAUUGAAAAACGAUGAGGAUUGA
Molecule: messenger RNA, 1629 nt
Organism: Ambispora gerdemannii
Lineage: Eukaryota; Fungi; Glomeromycota; Glomeromycetes; Archaeosporales; Ambisporaceae
Source: the annotation of a GenBank genome assembly